AUGUCAAUCUUGAUCAAAAAUGGACUUGUGGUCAAUGAGGACUCUAUUCAGAGAGCUGAUGUGCUAGUUCAGGAUGGAAUUAUUAAGUAUGGCACCUACAAAAGAAACAAAUACGAAAUUUUAAACAUAAACGAGAACAUUUUGACUAAAAGCAGUUAAAGAUAAGGCAGUACCCAUUCUAUUUACAGAGCGGUAGAUUCAUCACUUGAGCCCAUCGAUGAGUCCACAGAGAUCAUCAAUGCCGACGGCAACUACGUCAUGCCCGGAGGCAUUGAUCCCCACACUCACAUGCAAUUGCCAUUUAUGGGGCAGGUCUCUAUUGAUGACUUUUAUACUGGAACGAGAGCUGCCUUGGCUGGUGGGACUACCAUGGUAUGUUCAAACAAACAUUAGUUAGGUAUAAAAAUAACUUGAUGUCAUAUUAUUUUAGAUAAUUGACUUUGUAAUCCCGGACAAGCAGACCACUCCCUUACAAGCCUACAAGCAAUGGAGAAAGUGGGCCGACGAGAAAGUUUGUUGCGAUUACUCUUUAUCCAUAGCCAUUACUUCUUGGAACGAUCAAGUCAAGCAUGAAAUGGAAGUCCUCACUACUCCUGAAUACGGCAAGUAUCAGUCUGUCGGAAAAAUAACGGCGGAUCGUCGCAUCAAAAUGUCUCGCCUCGCCGCUGUCGCGCAUCAAAUCCCAAUCCGCGGCUUGCAGUCGCAAAGCGAUGAUGGGCGAUUCCGAGGCGCGACGAUCCGCCGUUUUUUUCCCGACAGACCGAUAAUGUCAUUAAUGACAUCAACCUUCAGGUAUCAACUCAUUCAAGUUCUUUUUGGCCUACAAGGGAGUCUUUAUGGUGGAGGACCACGAGUUUUUCCAAGGCCUCAAACAAUGUGCCAAAGUCGGAGCUUUAGCCAGAGUUCAUGCAGAAAAUGGCCCAGUAAUUGCUGAGAAGCAAAAAGAACUUCUCGAACUUGGGGUAACAGGCCCUGAAGGUCACACCCAGUCCAGACCAGAAGAACUCGAAGCCGAAGCCACACAACGGGCUUGUAUUUUAGCUGCUGAAGCCAAUUGCCCUUUGUAUGUGGUGCACGUUAUGUCAAAGGGAGCUGCCCGAGCUAUCGCUCAAGCUCGGCAGAAGGGCAAUGUCGUAUUUGGAGAGCCGAUUGCGGCUGGUUUGGCGUGCGAUGGAUCACAUUACUAUGAUAAGAACUGGGAACACGCCGCUCAAUUUGUUUUGUCACCUCCAUUAAGCCGGGACAAGGGAACGCCCGAGGCAUUGAUGGAUUUGUUAGCUUGGUAAGGAAAUUCUUACUUAUUCAAAAUAAAAUGCAUCCGAUAAAAUUAAUAAUAUUGAUAUUUUUAGCGGACAGCUCCACUUAACAGCCACUGACAAUUGCACUUUUUCUUGCAGUCAAAAGAGAAUGGGACUCCAAGAUUUUACCAAGAUUCCAAACGGUGUAAACGGAGUAGAAGAUCGGAUGGGAGUGGUCUGGGAGAAGGGUGUAAACACCGGAAAGAUCGACCCCAUGAGAUUCGUGUCCAUCACCAGUGCUACUGCUGCCAAGAUCUUCAAUUGCUAUCCCAAGAAAGGACGAAUCCAAGCAGGGUCGGAUGCUGAUAUUGUCAUCUGGAAUAAGGAUGCUGUAAAGACAAUCUCUGCAGCAAAUCAUCAUCAAGCUGUGGAUUACAACAUCUUUGAGGGUAUCAAAAUUCGUGGAGUCGCCGAGAUUACAAUCAGCCGAGGAAAGGUCGUCUGGAGAAAUGGGGAAUUGUUCACAGAUCCUGGGGCUGGAAAGUUCGUACCGUUGAAACCUUGGUGUAACCAUGUGUUUGGAACAAUUGAGGCCAGAAAAGAGGUGAGUACUCUCCGGAAGAUUUGCAAACAUGUUCAGCUUUUUUAAAUUAAUUCCAAGUUUAUUUUUAUCUUGUUUAUCCACUUUUUCCUGAGAUAAUUAUAACAGAUACUCGUAUCUGCACCUUCUUUGCAUCCUCCUCCUCAUGAUCGCCCUUUGCUCCUUAUGGUGGACCUUAUCCUUUGGUUUCGUCAAUCGCUUUCCUUUAUGAUCUCAAAGACUCCAAAAAUUCCGUUCCUCCUUUUCUUUGCUUUUCAGUUCCAUUUUCACGUUUCCUCAAGAGCUCUUUGAACGUACUCCUGUUCUAAUUGUUGUCCUUAGAUUGCAGAUCAAUCUGUAUUCUCUAUCUAUUUUUGCAGCGUCGAAAGCCUCGCCUUGUCCUCCGUGAAACAGACGUCCAAAACAAUAACCUGACAGGCGGUAAGGGUGAUAAAUCAAGAUAAUCCUAUGUGUUUCCAGCCGUUCGAGUUGAAUGA
Molecule: messenger RNA, 2315 nt
Organism: Bursaphelenchus xylophilus (pine wood nematode)
Lineage: Eukaryota; Metazoa; Nematoda; Chromadorea; Rhabditida; Aphelenchoididae
Source: the annotation of a GenBank genome assembly